AUGGCUUCCAAGGUAAACGUCAAACCCCUCGCCUCUCAUGGCGGCUCGGAUGUGGAUUUGGGCGCCCUCGUCACCGGCAUCGACGUCGAGCACCUCUCUGAUGCCGACUUCGCCCUUCUCCGCAAAGCUCUCUUCACCCACCAAGUACUCAUCCUUAGGCACCAAUCUCACGUCUCUCCCAAGACUCAGUAUGAGCUCACCCAGCGCUUCGACCCCGAGGCUCGGGCUUUAUAUGGUCAUGACAAGACCCCCGACACCAAGCGCUCUAUCCUUCACCCGGACCUGAAGACUAUCCCAUUUCAGCCUCAAGUCCAGGUCAUUGGCAACGGCUUCAUUCCCUCCUACGAGGGCCUUGAGAACAUCAGGCUCCGGCACCCGCACCACAGAACAUUUCACCAGACCGUCAUUCCCGAAGCGGAUGAUCUCAGCUACACAAGGUUCUACCGAUGGCAUAUCGACGCUGCGCUGUAUCAUCUUGCCCCCCCUGUCGCAACCACUCUUCUCGCUGUCAAGCUCCCUUCCACGCGGGCGCAGACGCUGAGAUAUGAUGACGGCACUGGCGACGAAUUGACGGUCCCUUUAGGGACCACGGCCUUUGUCAAUGGGGAGACCAUGUACGACAUCCUAUCCCCGCAAGACAAAGAAUUCGCUCGCGGAACCAAGGUUGAGUAUGCGGCCCAUCCUUACAUAUGGAUGUCUCCCGCCAAAUCUCGCCCGACAGGCCUCGGCAUGGUCUCUGAGGGCAAAGAACUCUCCGAGUCAGAGCUCCCUCCAAUCGACCCUUCGGCGGUUCAGAUCCUGCCCAUGUGCUGGAAAAACCCUGUCACAGGUCGCCUAGCACUGCAGAUUCACCCGUCCGCUGUUCGACGUCUGCACCUUGCCGACGGGACGAUCAUGGAUGACUUGAAGACGGUCCGAGAGCUUGUGUACCGGCUUCAGAGGCCAGGCAUCGCACCGGCCAUGGUUUAUGCGCACGAUUGGCAGGAGGGCGAUCUUGUCAUUUUCCACAAUAGAGGCGUCCUUCACUCUGUGGUUGGCGCUUUCGCCGAGGAUGAGAUCCGACUAUUCAGGCAGUGCAAUAUUGCCGGUAGCGCUUUGCCCGAGGGCCCUGAGUUUAUCUAG
Hirsutella rhossiliensis is the source of this 1122-nucleotide messenger RNA. RefSeq names its product taurine catabolism dioxygenase tauD, tfdA family domain-containing protein. The transcript is spliced from 2 exons. NCBI's taxonomy places the organism in Eukaryota, Fungi, Ascomycota, Sordariomycetes, Hypocreales, Ophiocordycipitaceae. The record is from RefSeq and is a predicted model, not a curated record. Gene Ontology annotation, molecular function: oxidoreductase activity. The coding region runs from base 1 to 1122 and encodes 373 amino acids.